UAGGAUACAGAGAUAAAAUCCAAGGCAGUCUGAGCUCAGGACAAAAAAGUUAAGAGCAAAGAUAUGUAGACGGACAUUCGAGGCGCACUUUUUUUUGCUUCUCGCAUUCAUUGACGGAGACGCGCACACGCACACGCACCAGAGGAGAGAGAGAAAGAGAGGGAGAGAGAGUUCUGCUGCUGCUGCUGCUGCUGCUGAGGGGAAACAUAAGGAGACGACGGAGGCGCUUGAGCCAGGAAACAAGUGCCGUGAGAAGAUACCAUCUCAUCUCUCACAAGCCAAACGGAGCCGCGCCCGGAUCCGUCUCCCGCGUUAGCAUGGCCGGUUCGAGCAGAGCAACUUUGAUCUUGCUCAUCUAUGGGAUCUUUAUGCACUACAGCGUCUUCUGCACACCUAUCGGACUAAGUUACCCCAAAAUCAGACUCGAUAACGACGCCUUCGACGAAGACGGGAAUUCUUUAUCGGACAUGGGCUUCGACAGCGACCCGAUUGCUAUACGAAGCGCACCGACCUUAAACGACGACGGCUACCUCUACUACCCACCUGAGAAAAGAGCAGAAAGGCAUGCUGAGGAAGAAUUAGAUAGAGCCUUGAGGGAGAUCCUGGGUCAGUUAACAACGAGACAUUAUCUGCAUUCUCUGAUGACAGUUCGUGCAGGCGAGGACAACAGCAUGGAGGACGAGUCCGAGCCGCUCUCCAAGAGACACUCAGAUGGCAUCUUCACCGACAGCUACAGCCGCUAUAGAAAGCAGAUGGCCGUGCAGAAAUACCUGGCUGCAGUUCUGGGACGAAGGUACAGACAGAGAGUUAGGAACAAAGGACGUCGACUUGCCUAUUUGUAGCGUCGAGGCACCCCCAAAACUGCCCCCCUCCCUCCUUGUGUACAUACAUCCAGUCGUUAACAACAACAGUCAUUCAGAUAUAUCUGACCAACCAGUGGAUUGCGCCUGUGUUCUUUCAACAUGUAUUUAUGUAUGAAGUAAAG
This is a messenger RNA of Synchiropus splendidus (mandarinfish), 985 nucleotides long. RefSeq names its product adenylate cyclase activating polypeptide 1b (gene adcyap1b). Gene Ontology annotation, molecular function: pituitary adenylate cyclase activating polypeptide activity; peptide hormone receptor binding; neuropeptide hormone activity. Gene Ontology annotation, biological process: positive regulation of GTPase activity; positive regulation of ERK1 and ERK2 cascade; positive regulation of protein kinase activity. Gene Ontology annotation, cellular component: neuron projection; extracellular region; perikaryon. Bases 318 to 842 code for a protein of 174 amino acids. The record is from RefSeq and is a predicted model, not a curated record. The transcript has 5 exons. NCBI's taxonomy places the organism in Eukaryota, Metazoa, Chordata, Actinopteri, Syngnathiformes, Callionymidae.